CUUCAUCCUCUCAUCUGUCAAAAUUUAUCACGAACGUCAAAAUCAGUCUAUGUUUAUUUUUUACUAAAAAUAAUAUAAAACGCGUUCCUACAUGGCUUUAUCGUUGUUAACAUUAAAAUUUAAACUUUCAGUUCGCAAAUAAAAAUAUCCCCAAAGAAAAAUGUCCGUAGAGUCCGAAGAAAUCUCUGCGCAUAUUGAUAGUGUUGACGUCGAUAUUUCGUCUACAGAAAAGGCUUUUGUGUGCGAAAUAACUAGUGAUUCAGGUGUUGAUACCCUCGAGUCGUAUUCUGCAGCGUACCCUGGUUCAUCUGACUCCGAUCUGUCGCCAGUGAAACAGCCUGAUAAUGUUUUGCCAAGUAACGAAAUCGGGUCGUGUCCUACUGAUGGAAUUGAAAGUGAGUCUUCAUUAUCAAGUCCUUUCUCCAUUUCUCCGGAUAGCAACGAUCUGUCUGACAAUGCUUUGUGUGGCAAAGAGUUCUCGUUGACCAAAGCCGAGGAUAUCGACAGUAAUUUCACCAAAGAUGUUAAUAAUGAACUUCUUUUAGACAUCAAUCAAAUAACAGCUUCUGUACCUGAUUCUAAAGCUAAAAAUGAGGCUGAAGUCACGCCAAGUUAUCAGUUUACCGGCACAGACAUCAACAAUGUCAGUAACAGAGAAUUCACUACGUCUACCGUAAGUUUGAAUGACCAGAACACUUUUUCCAAUAAUGUAGCUAUUUGUAAGUCUCCAUACAGCAGGAGUGCGGAAAACAUAUCCACGAUUGAACCAAAUCCAAGCGAUAAGUCGAGUAGUAACAAAGAUAUUAACGCUGAUCAGAUUCUAUCGGACUUUACAAGUCAGAAGAGUAAAGUUUUAGCUACUCAGAAAAUUCCGGAAAAUCCUCACAAUCCUGACUACCGGUACGCCAGAUUGCCUAAAGAACUAAUCCCUCAAGACUUAGGAAGCAUAGUUAAGAACGUACACGGAAUAUUUUCCACUGUAAGUGGGAGUUUGAAGAAUGCAUACAAUAAUACACACAGGAUGUCAAUGCAGAAAGCUCCGGUUAGGCCUAUAUCAAAACCGAUUCCGAAUGGAAAGGUGAUGAAUGAUAUAUUCGAAGAUGAAAUCGUGGAAGAAAAGCCUCCAAAACUUAACGGUAUGAAUAAAACAGAAGGUAGUUCGGAGUCACUGCUUAAUAUUGGUUCAGAUACAAAAUCGGAACACGAUACAGAAUUGGAGAGUGAUUCAAAGAAAGACGUACUGAAACUUCAAGUGGAAACGUUAGAGAGGUUGCUGGCGGAACAGAGAAAGGAGAAUGGGACUCUUAGGGAGAGAGUGAAACAGCAGAUGGACGAAUUGCAAGACAAAGAUCAGACGUUCAAGGAAUUGGAAGCUAAAUUAGAUGCUAUGGGCAAACGCGUAGAACUAGCGGAGCGCGAAAAAGACGCUGCGGUUAUGCGCUACGCGAGCGUAGAAUGCGCGGGCAUCGAAGCGAGGCGAGCGGCCGACCGAGCGGCGGCGGCGGAGAAGGCAGCGAAGACUGAGGCUGACUUGCUGAAUAACAAGCUGAAGUCGGCCCAUAGCGAGAAGCAGAGGAUAUGCCAGCUGUACGAUGAUAAGUGCCACGAGCUAUCAAACAGCGAGCGCGAGGCGGCGAAACUCCGCGAAGACAUCAAGGAGUUGGAGGGCCGUCUCAAGUGGACGCAGAGCAAGCUUCGAAUGGAGAUGGACGCCUACAAGGAUAGCGCCGAACGCGUUGAGAAGUUGACCCAGCAAGUUAGUGAGCUAGAAGCGGCGAAAGACGCAGCCGCUACCAGCGCCUCUGACGGAGCCAAAGCGAAACAACUAGAAGCAGAAUUAAAAGAGAGCCAAGCAGCAUUGAUCCUGUGUCGUCACGAGCGUGACGAAUUGGAGAAGAAAUUCACGACAGCCAGCCAACAGCUGGACACGUGCGUGAAAGAGAGGGACAUAGCUAACGAGGCUCUCGCUCGCUCCACGGCCGAGGUAGAAGAACUAAAGAUCAGAAACCUACAAUUGGAAGAGGAAGCGGCGGAAUUAGCGGCGUUGCGAGCCCAAGCAGCUUUGGCGGACACGCUCAGUGCACAAUUACAGAGGGAGACGGAGCGCUGGUCGCGCGCAGAAGCGUCCCUAUCCGAAGCGCGCGCGUUGGCCGAGACGUGCGCGCGCAGAGAGGCCGGCGCGCUCGAGCACGCCGCGCGCCUCACCGCGCAGCACGUCGCGCUCAGCCAGGCGGCGCGCUCGCACCACGACACCGUUCAAGCGCUAACAGCGGACAACGCGUCCUUACGCGAGCGAGCGACGUCGCUAGAGCAAGAGAUUGCAGCGCUGCAAAGCGCUUUAGGCGACGCGGCCGAGCGGAGGCAUAAAGAAAACAAAGUGCUUGCUAGAAAGGUGGCGGAGUUAACCGAAGAAGUGGCAGAGGCCAACAAGAAACUGGAAUGGGAGAAGGGCGAGAUCGGUGUUCUGAAGAAGAAACACGCUAGUGCCAUAAAGGAAUUGAACCGCGAAUUGCAGCGAGCGCUCAAGCGGUGCGAGCAGUUAGAAGCCAAGUUGCCGCCACCCGACGCGCCCUCUACUAGGACCGGGUCAGUAAGUUCGCUGAGCAGCGGUGAAAGCGCUCCGCAAGAGGAUCGCUUACAAAACGGACACGCAGACGUUCCUGAUAUACAGGUCCGCGAGCCCGACCGCCAAGCGUUGAUAGAACGCAUCGUCUCCCUUCAACGGGCGGCCGCUCGUCGCGCCGAACGCUGCGAAUUCUUGGAGGAACAUGCCAAGCAGUUGACUGGGGAAUUGCGAGCCAAGGCCAAUUUGCUCAGGCAUUUACUUUGUUCCAUGCCUGCUGGGGCUGUGGCUUCGCAAGACAGAGAUGCCAACAAGGUACAUUCUAACACAUUCUUUAGAUGGAGUUAA
This is a messenger RNA of Ostrinia furnacalis (Asian corn borer), 2911 nucleotides long. It is a transcript of the gene Golgin104, whose product is annotated as coiled-coil domain-containing protein 186. The transcript has 13 exons. Gene Ontology annotation, biological process: vesicle cytoskeletal trafficking. Lineage: Eukaryota; Metazoa; Arthropoda; Insecta; Lepidoptera; Crambidae. The record is from RefSeq and is a predicted model, not a curated record. Gene Ontology annotation, cellular component: trans-Golgi network. The coding region runs from base 161 to 2911 and encodes 916 amino acids. Gene Ontology annotation, molecular function: small GTPase binding.